GCCAUUCGCCGGCCCAACACGUUCACGUUCGCCUUUAACCGAGCCACAACACAAAACAAAUCUAGCCGAGAGGUUAGUUCACCUUUCAGCUGUUUCCGCCACGUUCGGUCCGAUAUCGUAAACAUCGACGGAGUGUGAAUGGUUGCAGACCAACCGUCUGUUUUCAGUGAGAAUAUUACGUUUUUUCGGACAAAAUUCUUCGUGUUUAUGUUCUAACUGAAGUGGAUCAAUAAUUAAUAAUAACACAGACAAGAUACACUUUGAACCAUCGGAGCACGUAACUCGGACUUUGCACCAUGGCCUUCGCCAACAUUCGGCCGUGCGCACCACCUAAACGCCAGCAGCCCGCCGCCCACGAUGACGCUGCCUGUGGCCCGACCGCUGCGCGCUCCUAGCGAUAGGGCGUCGGCGCAUCAGCAGCAGCAGCAAUCGCCGGUGGGCAGGCGCAGAACGUCCUGCCUGGGCGGUGGCGUCGCGGGAGGCGGCGCCGGCGGAUGGAGCGACGCCGUUAAGCAGACGACGCAGGCGCGCCGCUCCUGGCACCUGGGCUACGGGGCGCUGCACGACGUGGAGGAGACGACGAUUUCGGCGGUGGCAGGCGCGAUCAGCGGGGCAGUGCGCAGGGCAGAAGCCUGCAAGAAAGGAAAAGUAGCCGAAAAUGCAGUUCUUCUCGACUCGCCGCCUAAACCCCGUCCCACCAUCACCCGCGCCCACAACGCUCCGCGCCCCCCUCCGCUCUCUUUUACCCAUCAGCCAGUCGUGCCCACCCACGCGUCACCCCUUCACCCGCCGGCAUCACCCGCCACUGAGGCGACGACGCCGGGUGGUGGGGGCUUCCUGUCGCGCCUGCGCAGAGGGCGACGCAACAGUGGCGGCGGUAGCGGGGAGACCGAUCAGCUGGUGAAGAGGAACGGCCAGGCGACCGGAACCGUCAUUAAGCCGGCCGGAAGUCUGGCCAGCCUGCGGAAAUGCGAGACUGUGUUGGCCCUUACUAGUAUUCUCAGAUCUUCUUCUAGCUCUUCCUCCAUCGAACCCCUCCAGCCCCAGAACCGGCUGCGCAUCGCGCCCGAGGGCUCGCAAUCGCGCCUCUGCUCACGCUGCUCCAGCCUGCUCACGCUCGCCUCCGGGUCACGCUACUCGCUGGACUCGGCUGCGGGCGGCUUUGUCCGGGUACCGCCCACCCCCGAUCGACUUCCGCCGCCUAUCCUGUGUAAACUGUGUCUGGUGGAGGUGCCGGCUAUGUCCGCGGUGAGGAUACGGCAGUGUGAGUGCGCGUUCUGUUCUGAGUGUAUGAAAGCCUAUGUAGAAUUCGAAAUAUCGGAGGGAGCCUAUGAUAUUUCCUGCCCCGAUGCACAAUGCCCUGCUCAGGGAGUCCUGCAGCAGGACGAGAUAAAAAGACUGGCUGGCAAUGAUUUAUUAGAGAAACACAAGAAAUAUAGACUUAAUAGAGAAAUAGAAUUAGAUAAAAGCCGUUGUUGGUGUCCAAGAGCGGGAUGUGAAACAGUUUGCAGUUUGUGUCCUUCGCAACCUUGCUCACCACAGAGCGUGUCCUGUCCCACGUGUUCGACUGAUUUUUGCAGUAGCUGCAAGUUGGAAUGGCACGAAGGUGUAACCUGUGAAGAUCACGGCAAACGACUGGCUAAGGAGGGAAAAGCUGCACCUGAUGCAGGCAUUCCUUUCGACUCAGAUCUGAUAAAAUGUUGCCCUAUGUGCGGGGUGCCCAUAGAAAAGGACGAAGGUUGUGCCCAAAUGAUGUGUAAAAGAUGCAAACACGUUUUUUGUUGGUAUUGUCUAGCUAGUUUAGACGACGAUUUUCUUUUACGCCAUUACGACAAAGGUCCCUGCAAGAACAAGCUGGGACACUCGCGCGCUUCCGUCAUCUGGCACAGGACACAAGUGAUCGGUAUAUUCGCGGGGUUCGGUAUAUUGCUUCUGGUCGCGUCCCCUUUGCUGCUACUCGCGGCACCCUGUAUAGUGUGUUGUAAGUGUCGCAUGUGCAACGCGGGCACAUCGAAAAUGGACAACGAAGAAGAUAUUCAAGAUGAAUCGUGAUAAUAGAAAUUAUUACUGGUUUCGAUAAAAUACAGAAAAAGGCUAGUUUUUUUUAUAAAAUAAAGCUUAAUAUUACAGGUUGGUAUCUCACUACCAAAUUUAGGAAGUCAUUUUUUAAUAGCAGUGUUAAGUUUCAAUAAUACCGUAGAUGACUAAACAGUUUUAUAAUCGAGGUAUCUUUGGCCGUUGACAACUAAAUUGUUGUAAAUAGCGUAUAACAAAAUUAGGGGCAUUAAAACAAAUAGUAUUUAAAAUUCGAUUUUAUUUACACACUAACUAUUCACAGCUAAAAAUUCUAAAAGAAUUUAUAGACAAUAUACGGACCAUAAAACUGUCUUAUUUAGUUGACUUUAAAUUGACGAAGGAGCGUUGCAUCAAGAAAUUUGCAUAUCAUCCUAUAUUUGUCGAGCCUUAGUUAACAAUUUAUAUUAGUUAACAUUAUUCAUCGCCAAGAUGCACCAAAUGAUAUAUCACUGUAAUAUUAAGUACUUAUAUGUACUUAAUAUAUACUACUUAUAAGUACUUAAAAGUACUCCCCUAAAAUAAAUUCCUGUAUCCGCCCCUGAUAAUUACUGUAGUAUUACUGUUCUCGUGUAUGCAUCAUGUAUUCAUUUUUGUUUCGUGCAUCUUAGCGUUGAAUAAUGUAUACUUCUUAUUGCAGUAAUACCCUGCUUUACGCGGUAGAUGUGUUCUAUAGAAAAUCGCGUAAAACGGAAAUCACGUAUAACGAUCUACACAAGGAUAUAGGCCGGCGCGGCGCGGCGCCGGGCUGCCGGUAUUAGCCCUAUUGCCAAUAUAUCCAGUUUUUCGCGUAAUAUCGAAACCGCGUAAAGCGGGGUAUUACUGUACUUAUAUUUUGUAACAGAUGGAAUAUUUUUUAUUGAGUUUCUGGAUGCAUUUUGUUGGAUAUUAUUAACUCAGCUUAAAUUAUUUUAAAAGUGUAAAGAAUUCGAUUGAAUUUAGCAAAACGUCUAAUGCCCUUGCGAGUCGACGUCCAAAAAAAACCUUCAAUUAUAGAACUUCUACAAAUACUGAAUUCUGCUAAGCAAGUACCUGUGAUCAUUCGUAAACAUAAAUAUACAUGCCUGGAAUGUGCUGUACUAUGUUAUUUGUGGUCUAUCUGUUUUUGCCAAAUAUGGGCUUGCCAUUUAGGCUUGUCAAAUAUAUAUCUGAUUGGAUAUUAGUUCUCUACAAUGCGUACACUUGAUAUAUAAUUUGAUCGAAAAAAGGCGUCAGGAUGGCAUUGAAAUGAAGUAAUGUCUGUCACUAAACGUUCUCCAACCCAGUGUGAGUACAUCUCAAUUGCAAAACCUCAAACGAGGGGUUGGGGACUCAAACCCUCACAAUCUUUUCAAAAUGUUUAUUUCAAAAAAUAAUUUUGUUUAAAAAUGGGGCUGAAACAUGUUGAUUCUGAUUCCCGAUUGAUGAAACUGAUUUCCGAAACAUGUUGCCCCGUUUUUAAACAAUUUUUUUUUGAAAUAAACAUUUAGAAAAGAUUGUGAGGUUUUGAGUCCUCUACCCCUCGUUAGAGGUUUUGCAAUUAAUGUCUGUCAUUUUAUAAGUAAAAUUAUAUAGGGAAUAUCGGUCGAUCGUCAUUUCCAAGCCAACAGGACGCCGUUUUUAUUUUUCGAUCCUACGGUAUGUAUAAUGAUAAAGUCUUUAUUUUCUAAUAAUAAAUACUCAAUAUUCUAAAUUCGUGUAACCAUUAUUUUAUCGCAAUGACGUUAAAUACAAUUUUAAAAAAUUCAAAAAAAAAUUGUUUUUCUCUGACUGUAUUUUAUCGAAGGUUUCUAGAGUAGUGUUUCUUUUAAGUACGCUUCUUUUAGUGCUGUGCAUUGAUGACUUUAGUAUUUGGGUUCAUUCUAUACCUGUCUUAUUGUGAUUUCACUGGAAAUGUAUAAUUAUAUUUUUGUUAUAUUUAAGAGUUUUUAUUUAAUCUUGAAAGUUUAUUUGGCAUAAGUUAAGUAUGUUAAGCCGUAAUACGAAGCAUAAUGAGGUUCGUUUUAAAAUAAAAUACCACGGUUUAGGCACACGAGAGAGAAAUACAUAAACAAAAAUAUUGUAUUACUUUGAAAGAUUUUUUUUUUUAAUUUUUUUUUAACAAUAGACACUUCCUGGAUAUAAAUAUCGCAUGAUAAAAAAAUCAGCAUCAAGGUACCUUAGAAAUGACGAUCGAUGACUUUUACAUGUAUACGAAUAUACCUAUAAUUAUGUUACAAAAUUUAUAAGGUAAAUUGACGCCAUUUUUUUUCGAUCAUAGGGUAUGUUCUAGUAUGCAACAGGAGAUAAACAACUUAUUUUAGAAAGAAAAUUUUAUGUCAACAAGAUGAACACAAAGCCAUAAGAAAGACUUGAGCGAUAUUGAAGUAAAUAGAUAUAUGUAUUAUGUUUUCGUUUCAUUCUAAAAAUAGUUUUAGUGCAGCGUUUUAUUUUGUCUCACUUUUUUGUCGUGCUAUUACACUGUAUUAUUUUAGUUUGACACCGCGUUUACACCAGUCAAGUAAAUAAUUGAUCAAGUCACUUGAAACCAACUGAACUGAAAGCAUAUUCCGAGUUUACACAUUUCAUGUCAAAAAGCUUCUGUUAGUUGGUUCAAAAUGGCGACAGUGCGUAAGACUGUAUUUUAAACUGCCAAUAUAAUGGCAAUAAAAUUAAGAGAAAGUUUAUUACAUAAAAACCAAGACAUUGACUUUCUUAAAAUACUUGUUUUCCCGAAGUUGCUAGCUCUCGUACUAUAAUUUUGUGUUAGGAUUAUGUAUAUCCCAUAUACACCCCUAAUUUUUUUAAAUAUUAAUAAACCUCACAGCAGUUUCUUCUAGCCACCUACUUGCCAUCAUUUAAAAAACACUACUUGAGCGCCAAAAAUUAAACCGACAAAGGGCAUGUGUGAUAUAUUUUU
Molecule: messenger RNA, 4951 nt
Organism: Sitophilus oryzae (rice weevil)
Lineage: Eukaryota; Metazoa; Arthropoda; Insecta; Coleoptera; Curculionidae
Product: probable E3 ubiquitin-protein ligase RNF144A
Exons: 9
Coding region: 358-2052 (564 amino acids)
Biological process (GO): positive regulation of proteasomal ubiquitin-dependent protein catabolic process; protein polyubiquitination; ubiquitin-dependent protein catabolic process
Cellular component (GO): ubiquitin ligase complex; cytoplasm
Molecular function (GO): ubiquitin protein ligase activity; ubiquitin conjugating enzyme binding; zinc ion binding
Source: RefSeq, a predicted model, not a curated record